Molecule: messenger RNA, 1549 nt
Organism: Microstroma glucosiphilum
Lineage: Eukaryota; Fungi; Basidiomycota; Exobasidiomycetes; Microstromatales; Microstromataceae
Product: putative NIT2-nitrilase
Exons: 3
Coding region: 318-1250 (310 amino acids)
Molecular function (GO): hydrolase activity, acting on carbon-nitrogen (but not peptide) bonds, in linear amides
Source: RefSeq, a predicted model, not a curated record
AGCCUCAUGCAUCAUUGUCACUAUCUCUCCAUCAUCAUGUCUCAUCUCUCUCCCUCUCUCUUGUCAUCCAUUAUUCUCAUUCAGCCACCUUUGUCAAUGCCACUCCGUUCAAAUGCAGUCCUACAUCUAGUCUACGCUUCCCCCUUUACACGCAAGUACGGAAGCGCGUGUGGAGGUCCGAGCUCAUCUUGCCUUCCGUAGUCUAGAUAGUCUAGUCUACAUCCGGGCUCACCUCUUCUUCGUCUACUUCGUGCACUCCCACACUCCUUAACAGCUUGCGCUUCUGAUCCUCUCACAGAAUCCUGCAAGCAGCAAAGAUGGUGCUCGCCGCCGUCUGCCAAUUGACCUCCUCAGCCAGCAUCCCCAGCAAUCUCUCCACCUGCCUCUCCCUGCUUAAGCGUUCCGCCUCCGCAGGAGCCAAAGCCGUCUUUUUCCCCGAAGCCUCCGACUUUAUCUCUUCUGGUUCAGGCCCACCGGGGGAAGAAGUGGCUCGAUUGACACGUAGUAAAGAGAAUGAAGACUUUGUGAGGGGUCUUAGAGAGGGAGCGAAGAGAGAGGGUGUUUGGAUUAGUGUGGGCGUUCAUGAAGAUCCAGAGAGACCGAUCCAGGUUGCUGGGAGUAGCAGGGGGGCGGCAUCAUUGAAUGAGCCUGUGCAAGAUGCGAAAAGAUGCUUCAAUAGCCAUCUGAUCAUUGAUGAUCGAGGAGAGGUCGCACUGAAGUAUCGGAAGACGCAUCUCUUUGAUGUGGAUAUUGUUGGCGGGCUGCGAAUCAAGGAAAGUGACACGACCAUACCCGGCUCUUCCCUCGAGUCACCACUCUCCACUCCCAUCGGCAAGCUAGGCGCAUUGACAUGCUACGACCUUCGAUUUCCCGAGCCCUCCCUCUCCCUCCGUCGUCAAGGUGCCGAAAUUCUCCUCUACCCAUCUGCUUUUACCGUUCGUACCGGUGCGGCACACUGGGCUCCCCUUUUGCAGGCAAGGGCGAUCGAGACGCAGUGCUAUGUCAUUGCCUCGGCUCAGGUAGGGGUGCAUAACCCUAAGCCAGAGGGAGGACCACAGGGAAGGACGUCGUAUGGACACGCGAUGAUCAUCGAUCCUUGGGGAAGUAUAGUGGCACAAUGUGGGGAUAUGCAACCCUACAAACCUUCCUUUGCAUUGGCUGAUAUUGACCUCUCCUCGAUGGCGUCGCUGCGGCAGGAGAUGCCCCUCUGGCAGCAGAGGCGCAGUCCUCAAAUAUACCCUUCCAUCUGAACAGGUCGACUCGGCACUGACCAAUGUCUGGCAGCACCCCACGCGUGCAUUCCCUACUGCGGGCCUGGGGCCGAGCUGCUGCAAAUGCAGCCCCUCCCCGAUCACCCCUGCUCUUUGACCUUGCCCGGGACAAUCUCACAAUACGAUUUUUGCAAUUCGUUGUAAUUGUGACCAGGCAACGGGAUAAUAGAAGAUGCACACAGCCUGUGCAAUGUGCUAUUCAUGCAAAGUUGCAAACAGAAGGUCAACAGUAGCAGAAGAGGCGCAAUGGCAGAGCGAGUGAGUGGUGUGAUGUAGGA